Molecule: messenger RNA, 1779 nt
Organism: Trichoplax adhaerens
Lineage: Eukaryota; Metazoa; Placozoa; Uniplacotomia; Trichoplacea; Trichoplacidae
Exons: 15
Coding region: 1-1779 (592 amino acids)
Source: RefSeq, a predicted model, not a curated record
AUGGCUCUAGUUAAAGUUUCUAAGAAAGAAACCGCUUGGGCUGGUAGGCGAGCAAAAACGACUCAUUUUAAAGUCCGUGAACGAUCAAAUUAUGAAAUCAAUUAUGCCAAUUUGGUCGAAUUACUUAAUCUAGAGGGAUUAAAAUCAAGAGAUCGAGAGACAACCCCAGAAGCUCAUCAGGAGUUUAUGAAACGCUACCGUACCAUCUUUCAAAAACCAGUGCUAGCAGAUGAAAUCUUAAAAAAUGAUAAAAAUGACGAUCAAGCUUCCACAAAGGCCGAUUCAGUGCAAUCGACAGGGAUUCCAAGUGCACUACCCCCAAUACGAAGAACUAUGACUGCUCCACAGCCCAUGGACCAUAACAUUUCACAUUUCACUAAAAAUUUACAUCGUCAACGAUUAAUGAUAAAUCCUGAAGCGCUAUUUUUGGAAAGAAUUAAAAAUCUAAAGAAAUUAGUGAAAAUUACACCUUAUGAAAGAACUAGAGAACAACGAAUAAUAAUAUAUCAACAUCUAAGGCACAUGUCAUCACUAAAAUCGCAAAUUCCAUUGAAUAUUUUAAAAGAAUUAGCAGCUACAAUUCAAUACGAAAAAUGGCCUGAUGUUGGCUACACAGCAUUUGCCAAUAAUUGCCUUUACUUCAUCCUUCGUGGGAAAGUUGUACCAAAUCUUGAAGCACAAGAAUCUUACUUUAAUUUAUCAUCAAGCAAUUUCUCGCAUCGAUCAUCAAAUACACCAACACUAUUUCAGUUAAAGCGAUCAGCAACAUCUGGCGACUUUAGUAUAAUAUCUGAUACAUCUGAUGAUGACGGUAUUCAUGGCGAUCGCAAUUCCGAAGUCGUAUCUGCUGCUUCAACAGAUCGCUACAGCCAAGCUAGAAGCCGAGCAUCAUUAACCUUUACAUUCGGUCAAGAUUAUAAUCAAGAUGAAUCAGAAAAUACAUUUGAAGAAGUAAAUAAUCAGCAGGAAUUGACUGCUGGCGAUACGUUUGGUACAGUGGAAAUAGAAGAUAAACCAAACUAUACAAAAAUACUGGCGGUCACUAUACAAGAGCCGAGUGAAUUUCUUCGAAUAUCUAUCGAUGAUUAUAAGCGAAUAAAAGUGCAAUUUGAGGAACAAGAUUUCAAAAAUAAAUUUGAAUUGUUGCGUGGAUGUCUCCUCUUUUCAAGUUGGCCGAAAAGUACACUAUCAAGAUUGUCUAAGUUAAUCAUUUGGAGGACUUUUCCUCCAGGAACAGUCCUUGUUCGAGAAGGAGAGCAAAACCGCAGUAUUAUAUUUCUCAAGAAAGGGCAAUGUCAAGUGUAUCGUCAGAUUAGGGUUCCCUAUAUGGCAUCCAUGACGGAAAUGGCAACACGAAGUAAAAAAGUGCCUAUGGGAGUAUUGCAGCCCGGAGCUUAUUUUGGAAAUUUAAGUGUACUGAGUCAUAAAUCGGAGAUUUAUACUAUUGUUGCCGCGACUGAAAUAGAAGCAGGAUUAUUAACCAAAACUAGAAUUAAUAAAUUAGAUAGUACAACAGCUGCUUUCCUUGAGCAAUCAGAAGAAUCAACUGGUAUAGAUCUGACUCAGGAGGAAAUUAAUGAGAAGUAUGUGAAGCGAGAGCUAGAUCGAGAAUGGACUCAAUAUAAGGAAGAAAUUUUGGGAGAAGUAUUACAGGAUCAUAGUAUCCAUCCGGGUACGGGAAAAUGGAAAUUUAAACCAGAUGAUACAAAACUCAAACAUUUAUGGAAUCACGAUUGUGUUACUGAUCGAUUCAUUAAAAAUCGCAGUGUCACAAAAUAA